Messenger RNA from Actinia tenebrosa (Australian red waratah sea anemone), 2209 nucleotides. RefSeq names its product ras-related protein Rab-4B. NCBI's taxonomy places the organism in Eukaryota, Metazoa, Cnidaria, Anthozoa, Actiniaria, Actiniidae. Gene Ontology annotation, biological process: Rab protein signal transduction. The record is from RefSeq and is a predicted model, not a curated record. Gene Ontology annotation, molecular function: GTP binding; GTPase activity.
CAUUGAACCCUGGGUAAAUACAGCAAUAGGAGAAUAUUUAGAGAAGAGCAGAAACUUUGAAAAACCUUGGAUUAAAUUUCCAGCGAUCUAAGCGCUUCAUAAACACUUUCUUUGACAUGUCAGAGACUUACGACUUCCUCUUCAAAUUUCUGGUGAUUGGAAGCGCUGGCACCGGCAAAUCGUGCAUUCUGCACCAGUUUAUCGAAGGCAAAUUCAAGCAAGACUCAAGCCAUACUAUUGGAGUUGAGUUUGGAUCCAAGAUUAUUAAUGUUGGAGGGAAGUCUGUGAAGCUUCAGAUCUGGGACACUGCCGGACAAGAACGAUUUAGGUCAGUCACCAGAAGUUACUACAGAGGUGCAGCUGGUGCUCUCUUGGUAUAUGACAUUUCAAGCCGAGAGACCUUCAAUUCAUUGUCAAAUUGGCUGUCAGAUGCAAGGACACUUGCAAGCCCUAACAUUGUGAUUAUUUUGGUUGGAAAUAAGAAGGAUCUUGAUGCAGACAGGGAAGUAACUUUCCUUGAAGCCAGCAGAUUUGCACAGGAAAAUGAAUUAAUAUUUCUAGAGACAAGUGCUCUAUCUGGUGAAAAUGUUGAGGAGGCAUUCCUCAAGUGCUCCAGAACAAUCUUAAAUAAAAUUGAAUCAGGUGAACUUGACCCAGACAGAAUGGGAUCAGGAAUCCAAUAUGGAGAUCCAUCACUACGACGAUCAAUAAGACCAGGCAGAGGAAGAGGAGAAUCGACUAACAAGUGUGCAGCUGUAUGUGGCAAGUAAUGAAAUCGAUGCCUGCAGAUAACUUCCAUUACAAGACGGGGAACUUUUUAGUAUUUAACAAGGCAAUAAACAAACACCACAUCCCAAUAGAUUUUUUGAGAUGCGCAAGCGCUGUCAAAAGUAUCACAUGCUCAGAUUCAAAAAAUGAGGUGUUUUUGGGCAAGACUAUUACAUGCUACAUGGAAACACUGAAAACAGCUUUGAAAGCUUGGAAAUUAUGUUAACGGAGAAAUACUUUGAUGUUUCUUUUGGUUGGGAAACAAAUAAUAGCUUUAUGAAAAAAUAUAGCUCACCGCAAGCAAAUUCUUUUUUCCAAAGGUUUUAAAAGUCACCUUUAACUCUAUGGUUUUCAGUGGUUUCUGAUCACACUGCCUGAAAAUGACUUGUCUUAUUGUCUGCACCUGUAAUAUUUAUGAAAGCGCUCGCACAUCUCAGAAAUUGUCUAUUCUUUAAUGUAGAUGGUCGGCAUCUGUUUUCUGUUUUUAAUUUCAAAGGACUGGGAGAAACGACUAGUUUACUGUGUGGUUUUUCUGUGGCGUGAUCCUACGUUUAUCAUGCAAAAGUAAUUGAGGAAUGUUCUUACAUAGUAAACUUUCACACUAUCCUAUUAUUUCACAAACAUAGCCAAUUGCUACCUCAACAAUUGUUGUGACGUAUGAUUAUUUCACAAGACAUUUCAAUCACUGUAAUCUUCACCAUGCGGUAUUGCCUCGUAUUGUUUUAUAACAGCGGCGUGAAAUGUACACUUUUGGUUUUAAUAGACUUGAUAUUGGUUAAAUGAUAAAUAUAAUCUGCUACUAACAAUAAUCAAUAUAAAUCACUAUUAAUAUUUACAAUGAGUCUAUUUUACACAAAUAGGCCUAAAUUUAUAAAAUCCCAAAUGUAGAAAGUUUAUAGUCGUGUCUUGCAUACAGUUAAUUUCAUGUACAAUAUUAUAUAGCAUGAUUAGUAUACAGUAGUUGCUUGAAAUAUAGCUUUGCCCUGCAAAAAAGCUAAAUAACAUAGAAAGGUUUAGAGCUAUUUUUACUACAACACCAGGAAUGUUCUGAGAAAUUGUAGUGGUUGAUCAGACUAAAUAUUUCCUCAAUUGAAGAUUUAUUGUCAAUAAUUGUAAGUUGUAAUAGUACUUGUCUAGAGCAUAUCAUUUAUAUUUUGUUUUUAUUUUAACUACCCAAAGUGGAUGAUGCAAAGGCUGAUUUACAUGGCACAAAUUUUUCCUUUCAAAUAUCAUGUGCAACAAACUGAUGACAGAAAUUGCUUCAUGUAAAUCAACCGUACAACUUGCAUAUGACUGUAAAUGGCAGCUACAACUUUAAGCAUGUUGUGUGAGACAGUUGUGAUGAAAAAUUGUACCAUGUUUAAAUCGGCCUUAACAAAACUUGCUAAUUUGCAGGAAUUUUGCAAUUUAUUAAUUAAAAAUGUCUGCAUAGUAGAUAGAA